Etheostoma spectabile (orangethroat darter) is the source of this 551-nucleotide messenger RNA. RefSeq names its product kinase non-catalytic C-lobe domain-containing protein 1-like. Bases 222 to 551 code for a protein of 109 amino acids. Gene Ontology annotation, molecular function: guanyl-nucleotide exchange factor activity. The transcript is spliced from 3 exons. Lineage: Eukaryota; Metazoa; Chordata; Actinopteri; Perciformes; Percidae. Gene Ontology annotation, biological process: small GTPase-mediated signal transduction; regulation of dendrite morphogenesis. The record is from RefSeq and is a predicted model, not a curated record. Gene Ontology annotation, cellular component: neuronal cell body; dendrite; guanyl-nucleotide exchange factor complex.
GCCCCGGCUCGCUGUAGACUGUCGCCGGGCGACGGCGUUGUUUUUCGGAAUGUCCUGUCCCGCAGUGACCGUCGACUGACUGCCGGACUGCAGCAAUUAGACGACUCCCGUUCGUGCCCGGUGUAGCCCAGGGAGCUCAGGCAUGCUAUCUGUCUCGACUGGAAACAUUGUUGCCUGGACUGACAGUCGUUUUACUACUUGAGGGAGCCAAAGUUACCGCAAUGGAGACUUCUGGGAGUGAUGCAGCGGUCUCAUACUUGGGGAAAGCUGAGGAAAGAGACGGAUACUAUGAUCUGGAGCACCUGCCUCCAUUGCUGGAGGAUGAGGAGAAUGUGUCUCUGGCAGACAUCCUUUCUUUGCGGGACAGCUGUCUGUCCGAGGAGGAGGUGUGGGCGGUGUGUGCGGAGUGCGUCCUGGCGCUGCAGACUAUCCGACCCUCCCACCUCUUCCACACCCUGUGCAUAACACCCGACACUCUGGCCUUCAACGCCCACGGGAAUGUUUGCUUCAUGGAGCAGCUGAGUGGUUUGACUUGGCUGGCAUGCUACUGA